This is a messenger RNA of Rangifer tarandus platyrhynchus (Svalbard reindeer), 1059 nucleotides long. NCBI's taxonomy places the organism in Eukaryota, Metazoa, Chordata, Mammalia, Artiodactyla, Cervidae. The record is from the annotation of a GenBank genome assembly.
AUGACAGGAUGGGAAACAUGGACCCUUCUCCUGGCCCUUCUCGUAAGGAGGGGUUGGGGACAAAACAACGAGGAGAGGGGAACCUGGAGAGAGAACACAGUCGUCAACUUCUCCAGCAUUUUGGCCUCAGGAAAUAAUCUCUCCAAUUGUUGGACCUGUCAUCCCCACCCACAAGAGGGGGUUCCUCAGCUCCAGAUUGUGCCUGUAGAUGAGGAUGUUAAUCUCACCCUGACUUCUGAACCGGUUAGGAACACGCUGCUUCUAAUAGUGAAUCUUGAAGAUCAUGAGGAAAUGGGGUGUGUAGAACUUACAGACCCUUGGAAUCAAACGGGUCUCUGGAUCAAGCGGCCCUUUCUCUGCACAGGGCAAGGAAAACCCUGUUGCCCCUGCCAGACAGAUGCCUGCCUUAUUGAUGCGGGAAGCUCGCUGUCUAUUUAUCCGAUGUCAUUUUCCACAUUAAGCUCCUCCUGCACUCCUAACCAGACUCACUGGUGUGUGGACCCAUCUCUGCUCUCCCCAGGCACCCAGCCCAACACAUCUUGUACGCACUGGAAAGGAACAGCAGCCCCGGCCUGGAGGCUCACCUAUCAGACCCCCUCUGCCUUCAGCGACGAGGAGGAAAUAGAGGAAAACUCGGAACUAGAUGGGGGACCACUAGACGGAGGGCCUUUGUCCCCUAGAUGCAGUAAUGCCCCUCGCUGGGGUGCCCUUUUACGUCGAUGGUUUAAUUCUACUUCACCCCGCCAAGCUUGCACCCCUGCCGGAUAUCUGUUCCUCUGUGGUCCACCGCAGAAUAAACUACCCUUUGAAGGGAGCCCAAAUUCCUCCUUUUCCUGGCCUCUCCGAGCAGUGGCCUACCCCUGCUUAGACAAUGUCCACUUCCGAGGAGAAUGUACUCUGGGCCGAUUGGGCACUAAAGGACUAGGCACCACUGCAUAUAGUAAUGCCACCUCUCAAAACAGACAUAACUGGGCACUCAGACUAGUCCUGGCAGGAAUUGGGGUGGCCAUAGGUCUGGCUGCCCCUUGGGGAGUUUCACCUAUCACGAAACAAUCUUAA